AUGGUGAACAAAACAGCAUCAUUAUUCUUACUUGCUUUAAGCAUUGUAUUUCAAACUUUGAGCAGUAAUGCUAGCGUGGGAGGAUUGUCAGAUCGAGCAAAUGAAAAUCCAACUUUAAAAGGGCAUGGCCAGGUUUUUGUUGUGCCGGAUCUGAACGAGUUGCCUUCUGAAAGUGAACAUACGUUCGAUGAAGGUCAUCAUACGCCACCGAAUACACAUCCUAUUAUCUUUGAAGCUAUGACUAGUCACACAGAUCCAAUUCAUGCUGUCGAAAGGGGACAAGUGAAAGAUACCGAAAACAAGGUGAGAGCCAAGAAGAGGAAAAGCUAUUCUCAGCUUCCCGAAUCUGAGAAAGCCAGAAGAUCAAAGAACAAUGUGCGAAGGAUUCAGGUCAGGAAAUCAAUGAUGACUGUUGAGGAGAAAGCAGCUUGGAAUGCUAGGAGCUCUCAAUACGUAAAGAAACAUCAACUGAAAGUCCAUCAAUCAACUGAGGGUGAAGCUGGCAAUAUUCCAACGCAACAUCAGGAUAGCUUUCCAAAGAAGACACCGUUGAAGCGUGUGCCUAAGAAACUAACGACAGAAGAGUUCAGGAAGCAAGAAUCGGAUAGAAAGAGAGAAUAUCGAGAGCGAAAAGGUGAAGCAUGGAGAAGGGUCGCGUACCGUAGAGGAGAUGCAGCCAGAAGACUCAAAUUGGCAAAGUCUCCUGAACUUCGUGAAAAGCGCAGAAAUCAAUUCCGAGAUAAUAUGAGGCGAUCACGAGCACGAAAAGAAGCAGAGAGGUUGGGCAAGCCAAUAACUCCUGACAUUGCUUUGAAGAUCGUGCAAAGAAAAAAGAAGCCAUAA
Meira miltonrushii is the source of this 843-nucleotide messenger RNA. RefSeq lists its product as uncharacterized. NCBI's taxonomy places the organism in Eukaryota, Fungi, Basidiomycota, Exobasidiomycetes, Exobasidiales, Brachybasidiaceae. Bases 1 to 843 code for a protein of 280 amino acids. The record is from RefSeq and is a predicted model, not a curated record. The transcript has 4 exons.